Molecule: messenger RNA, 1500 nt
Organism: Thermothielavioides terrestris NRRL 8126
Lineage: Eukaryota; Fungi; Ascomycota; Sordariomycetes; Sordariales; Chaetomiaceae
Exons: 2
Coding region: 1-1080 (359 amino acids)
Molecular function (GO): NAD binding; oxidoreductase activity, acting on the CH-OH group of donors, NAD or NADP as acceptor
Source: RefSeq, a predicted model, not a curated record
AUGUCCGCCCCGAUCCGCGUUGCGGUGCUCGACGACUACCAGGGGAUAUCCGAGCCGAAGUUCAAGGCGCUGGACCCGUCCAAGUACGAGGUGACCUUCUUCAAGGACACCCUCCUCCCGUACAACCACCCGGACACCCCGCAAGAUGUCAAAGACAAGCUGGUCGCCCGCCUCGAGCCCUUCACCGUGAUCUCCACCAUGCGCGAGCGCACCCCCUUCCCGCGCGAGCUGAUCGCGCGCCUGCCCAACCUCAAGCUGCUGCUCACCACGGGCAACCGCAACCUGGCGCUGGACCUGGGCGCGUUCGCGGAGCGCGGCAUCCCCGUGGCGGGCGCCGUCGACCGCGCGCACGCCGGCUCCGUCGGCUCCGUGUCCACGACGGAGCACUGCGUCGCGCUGAUCCUGGCCGCCGCGCGCAACCUCGCGCAGGACGACCACGUGGUCAAGAGCGGCGGCUGGCAGACCGUGCCGGCCGUCUCGCUCGCUGGCAAGGUGUUUGGGGCCGUCGGGCUCGGGCGGCUCGGCGUGGCGGUGGCGAGGAUCAUGCGCGUUGCGUUUGGGAUGCGCGUGGUCGCGUGGAGCGAGAACCUGACGCAGGAGAAGGCGGAUGAGAAGGCGCGCGAGGCGGGGCUGCCGGUGGAGGGGGAGGACGGGGAGAAGACGUUCAAAGUGGUGAGCAAGGCGGAGUUGUUCAGGACUGCGGAUGUGGUCAGCGUGCAUCUGGUGUUGUCGGAUCGGUCGCGGGGCGUGAUCGCGGGCAGGGAUCUGGAGAUGAUGAAGCCGACGGCGAUCUUUGUCAACACCUCGCGGGGGCCGCUCGUCGUGGAGAAGGACUUGCUGGACGUGCUGGAGCAAGGCAAGAUCCGGGCGGCGGCGCUUGAUGUGUUCGAUCUGGAGCCGCUGCCCCUGAACAGCCGGUGGAGAACAACGAAAUGGGGACAGGAUGGGAGGAGCCAGGUGCUUCUCACGCCGCACAUGGGCUACGUGGAGGAGGCCACACUGGAUGCCUGGUACGACCAGCAGGUCGAGAAUCUGCUGCGCUGGGAGAAGGGGGAGAAGCUGGUCCAGACGCUGUACUAGGAAGGGUCUCAGUGCAGAAACACGCCCCCUCGCAGAGAAAACGCGUUCAAGCGUGCGCCUUUGGCAACCUCGCGAGGGAAAGGAUUCCUCUCUUGCAGGCUCUGCCCUGGAAAGGUUCAGUCCCCAGUCCCCCUUGGAGUCUCUGUUUAUUGGUUGCUGGAGAUGGGGCAAACGAACAGCGGUGGAAAGGCACGCAAAGUUGGCAGCCUGGAGACUUUGUCCGCACGCCGGGAAGGCACGCUUCCCAGAAAAAACAUUACACUCGCUGCGGUGAGGUGCUUUCUUGUGUGGUUGUUUCCCGGCUGCGCGCCAAACCAGCAAAAACAAGCCGCCAAUUCGCGCGCAACUCUAUUUAUUUCUUCUGGCGCGAUCGCAAGCCAGUUCUUCUCCAGCGCUCAACAUCGCCCGAACGUGAGCAGC